AUGACGGGUACCAUAGACGCAAGGUUUUUGCGUGGCUGCCCCUCAUUCUUUGCCUCGGCGUUUUUUGCCGCGGGGUUGGGCGGGCUCUCGGGACAACGAGUCAAGCACAUUGCCACGACUACAGAUACCAUAUACGCACAAACCAAGGCCUCCCUGCCCACCAUGUCUGCACCGCCUGCCAGCGCCAAAGACUCGAUGAAGUCGACCUGGCGCACCUGGGACCGGAAACGCUGGAACCACAACCACUGGAUCCUGCACAUCAUCAACCCGUUCCACCGCGACCUGGACCGCGCGGUGCCUGUCCACGCCAAGACGGACAAGGUGCCCAACGUCAGCACCACGGACCAGCACGUCUGGAUCCUGCUGCACGCGGCCGUCGUCCUGGCCGUCCACCAGUCCUGGCUGUCCGUCACCGGCAUCCGGCUGCCGUUCCUCGCCGCCGUCGGCUACUACACGGCCGGCUUUCUCUGGGUCGUGGUGCGGCAGCUGCACACGAUCCGGGAGCUGGGACACACGUACGGCUUCCUGGACGGCGAGAGCGAGCGCGACGGCAUCCCCGACGCCGGCGUCUCCCGGGUCCUCGGCGCCGGAUGGAAGACGGCCGGCGGCCGCAUGCUGCUGGCCGCCUACCUCGUCUACACGCCGGCCUCGUCGCCCCUCGCGGCCAUGAGCGCGCUGUCCUGGUGGGUGUGGCUGCCGUUCCAGAUCGGGCUCUACGGCGUCGUCCUCGACUUUUGGUUCUACUGGUACCACCGGGCCAUGCACUCCGUCGGCGGCCUCUGGCAGUUCCACCGCACCCACCACCUGACCAAGCACCCCAACGCCAUGCUGUCCGCCUACGCCGACGACGUGCAGGAGUUCUUCGACAUGGUCGGCAUCCCCUUCCUGACCUUUCUGACCUUUCGCGCCGUCGGCAUCCCGCUCGGCUUCUACGACUGGUUCGUCUGCCACCAGUACACGGCGUUUACCGAAGCCGGCGGCCACAGCGGCCUCCGCCUCAACAUCCAGGCCGCGACCCCCUUCAGCCCCAUCCUCAACUACUUUGACGCCGAGCUCAGGAUCGAGGACCAUGACCUGCACCACCGCAAGGGCUGGCGCAAGAGCCACAACUACGGGAAACAAACCCGUGUGUGGGAUCGGUUAUUCGGCACUUGCCACGACCGCAUCGAGUUGGUCAAGGAAAAUGUCGACUAUACCAAUCAGGCUCGGAUUCCGCUAUUUUAG
Molecule: messenger RNA, 1224 nt
Organism: Cordyceps militaris CM01
Lineage: Eukaryota; Fungi; Ascomycota; Sordariomycetes; Hypocreales; Cordycipitaceae
Product: Fatty acid hydroxylase
Exons: 2
Coding region: 1-1224 (407 amino acids)
Biological process (GO): ergosterol biosynthetic process
Molecular function (GO): iron ion binding; C-4 methylsterol oxidase activity
Source: RefSeq, a predicted model, not a curated record